Molecule: messenger RNA, 1488 nt
Organism: Phytophthora sojae
Lineage: Eukaryota; Oomycota; Peronosporomycetes; Peronosporales; Peronosporaceae
Exons: 2
Coding region: 1-1488 (495 amino acids)
Biological process (GO): sphingosine biosynthetic process; ceramide catabolic process; long-chain fatty acid biosynthetic process
Cellular component (GO): extracellular region
Molecular function (GO): N-acylsphingosine amidohydrolase activity
Source: RefSeq, a predicted model, not a curated record
AUGGGAGCUCGAGCUGAAUCCAACAUUGGCAUCGGCAAGAGCGACAUCACCGGGCCUGCUGCGGAGGUCCUCAUGAUGGGGUUCUCGGAUCUCAAGGAAAGCACUGCAGGAAUUCUUAACCGGCUGUACGCCAGAGCCUACUUCAUCGAAGACCCCGUCACCAGCAGCCGCGUCAUGUUCGUUCACUGCGACCUGCACUCUGUCAUGCAGCUGGUGCACCAAGAACUUCUCGCUCAACUCGCCACCAAGUAUAGCGGCGUCUACACCGAGCAGAACGUCGUUCUACACGCCACGCACACGCACGCUGGACCGGGAGGCACUGCCGGCUACUUCCUCUACGACGUGUCCAUCCUCGGGUACAUCAGCGAGAACUUCGACAAGAUCGUGGGCGGCAUCUUGGACGCCAUCGACCAGGCGCACAACUCGGUGGCGAGCGGCACGAUCCGCUGGAACAAGGGCGAGGUGACGAAAGGCGGCAAGAACCGCUCUCCUGAUGCAUACAUGGCCAAUCCGGAGUCGGAACGAGCCAAGUACUCGAGCGACAUCGACACGACCAUGCGUGCACUGCACUUUUCCAGCAGCGAGGGUAAACGUCGAGGUGUCUUGGCCUUCUACCCCGUCCACCCAACCAGCCUCACUGCAUCUAACCUAUUGAUCAGUGGAGAUAACAAGGGAUACGCUGAGUUCCUGCUCGAGGACGAACUGGACAACGUCGUCGUGGGUAUCGGCAUCGCCAACGCCGGAGACGUGAGUCCGAACCGGAUCGACAACGGAGACGGCACCUUCAAGGGCGAGGGCAAUUCCGCAAUCGUGUCUGCGGAGAUCAUGGUUCAGCGGCAGUAUGACACGCUGUCUAUGCUCAUUAAGAACGACACCCCAGACAACCCCUACGCCGACAAAACUUGCCCCGCCGUCUUGGGACAAAUUUUCGCCGCUGGUACCGAAGAUGAACGCGCACACAACAUGUUCACGGAGGGCAGCCAGAAGACCAACGAGCUGUUCAAGACCAUCGGCAGCAUCAUCAAGAAGACACCGAAAUGGAUAGAGGACUGCCAAAACGCUAUCAAGGUGCCGCUGUUGGCUGUCGGCCUCAUGGAGCCCGUGCCUUGGGUGCCCAACAUUCUGCCGGUGCAGGUCGUCAAGAUCGACCAGUUCGCUAUCGCCAUGACCAACUUCGAGGUCACGACCAUGGCAGGCAGAUGCAUCCGAGACACCGUCAAGACGGCGCUGGAGGGGGUUGGAGUGACCGAGGUCGAGCUCGCUUCAGUCAGCAACGCCUACGCGCUGUACUUGUCCCCCAAGGAGGAGUAUCACAAGCAGCACUACGAGGGCGCGUCGACGCUCUUCGGGCCCAACCAGUUGGCUGCGGUGCAACAGGAAUUGACUCGCGUGGCGAAGUCGGUGGCCGACCCGUCCGUGCCGUUGGACGUGGGGCCAGCGCCGCGGCAGAUCAAGUGUGACGCGGUGUCGAUCCCUAAAUUCGGGUGA